This is a messenger RNA of Eptesicus fuscus (big brown bat), 745 nucleotides long. It is a transcript of the gene TMEM88, whose product is annotated as transmembrane protein 88. The coding region runs from base 38 to 517 and encodes 159 amino acids. Gene Ontology annotation, molecular function: PDZ domain binding. The transcript has 2 exons. Gene Ontology annotation, biological process: negative regulation of canonical Wnt signaling pathway. NCBI's taxonomy places the organism in Eukaryota, Metazoa, Chordata, Mammalia, Chiroptera, Vespertilionidae. The record is from RefSeq and is a predicted model, not a curated record. Gene Ontology annotation, cellular component: plasma membrane.
AGGGCCGCUGCCCAGGCGGGCUGGAGCCAGGCAGGCCAUGGCGGAUGUCCUCGGGGUGCAGAGACCGGUUCCCAACGGCGGCCCGGAGCCCCGGGACCCCCUGGACUGCUGGGCCUGUGCUGUGCUGGUCACCGCCCAGAACCUGCUGGUGGCUGCCUUCAAUCUCCUCUUGCUGGCGCUGGUGCUGGGGACCAUCCUGCUACCAGCGGUCACCAUGCUAGGCUUUGGCUUCCUCUGCCACUCCCAGUUUCUGCGCUCCCAGGCACCCCCUUGCACCGCGCACCUGCGGGACCCGGGCUUCACGGCCCUGCUGGUCACCGGAUUCCUGCUACUCGUGCCGCUGCUCGUCCUUGCCCUGGCCAGCUACCGCCGCCUCUGCCUGCGCCUCCAUCUAGCCGACUGCCUCGUGCCCUACAGCCGAGCCCUUUAUCGGCGCCGGCGCUCCCCGCAGCUGCGGCAAAUCCGGGCAUCACCAGGGUCCCAGGCCGUUCCCACAUCAGGAAAGGUGUGGGUUUGAGGACCCUCGAGUCAAGAACAACCCCGACUAAUGCCCUCCUUUUCAAUCCGCCCAAGGACUUGAAGCCUGGGGGUCUUCCGACCUACCCUGCCCAUCCCUGCCUCAGCCAGUCCUAGCAUCCCCUUGGCGAACUGCAGCAUCUGUGGACCCAAUGUUGGUGAAAAUUCGCCAUUCCAGAAAACCCUUUCUUUUUACUACCCAUAUCCGAAUCCUGAAUAUCUGGGCUGG